Talaromyces rugulosus is the source of this 2694-nucleotide messenger RNA. RefSeq lists its product as uncharacterized. Gene Ontology annotation, cellular component: trans-Golgi network; outer membrane. Bases 1 to 2694 code for a protein of 897 amino acids. The record is from RefSeq and is a predicted model, not a curated record. Gene Ontology annotation, biological process: vesicle fusion with Golgi apparatus; endoplasmic reticulum to Golgi vesicle-mediated transport. Lineage: Eukaryota; Fungi; Ascomycota; Eurotiomycetes; Eurotiales; Trichocomaceae. The transcript has 6 exons.
AUGGUUUCUCCUCUGACUAGCGACGAUGAAGACAUCUUCAAUCGUCUCCAGCAAGCUGCCGAUCCAAAGGUCUUGGAGGAGCAGCAGCAAGCCGUCAAUGAGCGCAUGAAUGCCAUCUACCAAAAGGCCCAGUCUCGGCUUGCUGAAUUGAUCGACGAAAAUUCUACGUUACCGUGCACCAUAUCCCGGAUACACAUCCUCAAUGCGACCCGUACUCGGAAAAGCUUUUUGGAACGUAUAUUCGAUCCAAUUUUGAGCGCCAACCAGGAUAAACCCUAUACGCUAUCUGAAGCUCUGCGUGAAGUAUCCCGGGGAGCAGAUAAACUCGGCCGCCUCGAUAUCUUCCAUGAGCCCAUUUCCGUUUUCCUAGACAAGCCCACGGACCCGAACGCCCUGCCUACAGAUCUUGAUGUCUAUUUGUCUGUUCGAGAGAAGUCGAAGAUCCUCCUGAAAACCGGAACUGACUUGGGAAAUGCCGAGGGUUCCGCCUACGGAAACCUUUUAUGGCGUAAUAUUUUUGGCGGAGCAGAGUCAUUGAACGUGAACGCAUCGCUGGGUACCCGGACACGAUCUGCAUACCAGGCCACUUUUGAAAGUCCUAUCUUGAGCGACCCGGAUUUCCGCUGGGAGAUUGGAGGCAUUGCCAGCUCUACCGACAAGCCCUGGGCAAGUCAUGAGGAAGUACUAAAAGGAGGAUGGGCUAAGCUGCGAUGGCAGAACCACUCAGGCCAGCUCCAUGAGCUUGCAUACAACGGCUUCUGGCGACAAAUCACCGGUUUAGGGCCAAAUGCGUCGUUGACCGUUCGCGGCGAUGCUGGCGACAGUGUCAAGAGCAGCAUCACGCAUACAUGGGUGCACGACGGAAGGAAUCGUCGCCUGCUGCCAUCCAGUGGGGUUUUUGCAAAGACCGUCAACGAACUCGCAGGAUGGGGGCCCUUGAAAGGAGAUGUUGCUUUCUGGAAGUCGGAAAUCGAAACACAGGGAGCUGUUCCGAUCCCAAUUCCGGGCAUCAAAGGCGAGAGCGGAGUCAGCUUCACUACUGGGCUUCGCGCAGGGUUGCUAUACCCUCUCAAUCUCGACUGGUCAGCCAAACCACAGCCAUCUCAAGUCAACGAUCGCUUCAUCUUAGGCGGUCCCACCGACGUCCGAGGCUUCCGACAGGCUGGCCUUGGCCCUCACGAUGGCAGCAGCGCAGUUGGUGGUGAUGUCUAUGCUGCAGGAAGCGCCAACCUGCUGAUUCCCCUACCUCGCGCUGGCAAGGACUCACCGCUCCGCUUCCAAGCCUUUGUCAACGGAGGACGCCUGCUCGCUCUGCGGACGUCUCAAAAGGAAAGCCCCAAGACCUCCGAUGAAGUCAAAAACGCCAUCUCAUCGACUAUCACCGAACUGGGCAACGGUCUCCCCAGCAUCGCUGCUGGUGUUGGAUUGGUGUAUGCGCACCCUGCGGCUCGAUUCGAACUGAACUUUUCGCUGCCCGUGGUUCAGCGCAAAGGGGAAGAGGGACGAAAAGGCCUCCAGUUGGGCAUUGGCAUCAACUUUUUCUGUCUGCUCCACAAUCCAAAACCACCCGCUGCCCCUACAGUGCAUGACUACUACUCAUGCACCACCCACAGCAACCAGCAUACAGUGAUAUCUCCUCGACGAUACUCGGGGCCCUUUCCUCAAUCUCGGUAUAUUUAUAUUUCUUCUCGCACUCAGAUCCCCUCCGCAAAUCAGAACCAUCGCGCCAGGCCCGCCAUGGCCCAGUUCUACCCCCAGCAAUCAUACGCACCGUCCUCACCACAAAACCUCCAGUUCUACUCUUCAUCCUACCCAGUAUCUGGCCACACAACCCCGUCACAAGCCGCAUACGGCGCAUAUGGAGCGCCCCCGGGACAGGCUCAGGCAUAUCCCACAGCAGGCGGGGGAGCCGGUGGCUAUGGCGGGUUCAGUGGUGCGAGUUCAGGUGUGUCUGGACGGAUGGGCGACCAGGGCGGAUUGAGAACAGGGUGGCUGGCUGCCUUUGGCACAGAGGGAUAUGAUGGCGAGCCGCCUCUUCUAGAGGAACUUGGGGUGAAUUUCGAUCACAUCCAGACAAAGACAUUGACAGUUCUGAAUCCAUUCGCGCGGAUAGACCAACAUCUGAUGGAUGACAGCGAUCUGUACGGCGCACUCCUGUAUAUCCUUCUAUACGGAACCUUCCUUCUUUUCUCCGGCAAAGUGUUUUAUGGAUACAUCUACGGCGUGGCCGUCUUCGGUACCCUGGCUCUCCACCUCAUCCUAAGCCUCAUGUCCCCUUCGCUCGACGCCGGCGGUGCAUCCCCCAACCCUGCCGACCCUUCCACCUACGACCCUCACCACAAGCCAUCGGAUUCCACCGGCAGCGUUGGUGGCGCUUCCGGCCACUUCUCUGCCACAUUGACAUUCCCCCGCUCAGCCAGCGUGUUAGGAUACUGCUUCUUACCGCUGGUUUUAACUAGCCUGAUCGGAAUCCUGCUCCCCAUGGAUACCAUGUUUGGGUACCUGCUCACUUCGGCUGCCGUGGGCUGGUGUACGUAUAGCAGUUCUGGCAUGUUUUGUGCGGUGGGUCGGAUGCGUGGCAUGCGAGGUUUGGUUGCGUACCCGUUGGCUUUGUUCUACGUUGUCUUUGGCAUUAUGGGCAUCUUUUCUUCGCGUGGAAGUGGCACGUUGGCAGCGAAGACGGGGUCUUUUUAA